UUUCUCAGCCAAAACUAGGUUAGAGCCGUUUUCACUCUCCAUCCCCUCCCCCAACCAAUCUCCAGAACCCUAACAAUGGGACGUGUGAUUAGAGCCCAACGUAAGGGAGCAGGCUCCGUCUUCAAAUCCCACACCCACCACCGCAAGGGCCCCGCUCGCUUCCGCAGUCUCGACUUCGGCGAGCGCAACGGUUACCUCAAGGGUGUCGUCACCGACGUCAUUCACGAUCCAGGUCGCGGUGCUCCUCUCGCUAAGGUUACCUUCCGUCAUCCCUUCCGUUACAAGAAGCAGAACGAGCUUUUUGUGGCGGCUGAAGGUCUUUACACCGGUCAAUUCAUUUAUUGUGGGAAGAAGGCUACUCUUGUUGUUGGUAAUGUUCUUCCUCUCAGAUCUAUCCCUGAGGGAGCUGUUAUCUGCAAUGUUGAAGGACAUGUUGGUGACCGUGGUGUUUUUGCUAGAGCCUCUGGUGAUUAUGCCAUUGUUAUCAGUCACAACCCUGAUAACGACACUUCUAGGAUCAAGCUUCCCUCAGGUGCCAAGAAGAUUGUACCAAGUGACUGCAGGGCUAUGAUUGGGCAAGUUGCUGGUGGUGGAAGAACUGAGAAGCCUAUGUUGAAGGCUGGUAAUGCUUACCACAAAUUCAGAGUGAAGAGGAACUGCUGGCCUAAGGUUCGUGGUGUUGCUAUGAAUCCAGUUGAGCAUCCCCAUGGAGGAGGUAACCAUCAACAUAUUGGUCAUGCAAGUACUGUCAGGCGUGAUGCUCCUCCUGGACAGAAGGUUGGUCUCAUUGCUGCCAAGAGGACUGGUCGUCUUAGAGGACAAGCUGCUGCAAGUGCUGCUAAGGCUGACAAAUAAGAAGUUUAAGUUUAGAUUGUUUGAACCAUAUAUUAUUGCUUGUGUUCCAAUUUUGAUUCUCGUUAAACUGUUUCUGUUUUGUUUUGUGAACCUUUUCCCUAAAAAUUUAUGGAGUUUUUGUUAGACAGCUUA
Molecule: messenger RNA, 987 nt
Organism: Vicia villosa (hairy vetch)
Lineage: Eukaryota; Viridiplantae; Streptophyta; Magnoliopsida; Fabales; Fabaceae
Product: large ribosomal subunit protein uL2x-like
Exons: 2
Coding region: 76-855 (259 amino acids)
Biological process (GO): cytoplasmic translation
Cellular component (GO): ribosome; cytosolic large ribosomal subunit
Molecular function (GO): structural constituent of ribosome; RNA binding
Source: RefSeq, a predicted model, not a curated record